This is a messenger RNA of Strongylus vulgaris, 873 nucleotides long. NCBI's taxonomy places the organism in Eukaryota, Metazoa, Nematoda, Chromadorea, Rhabditida, Strongylidae. The record is from the annotation of a GenBank genome assembly.
ACAAAGAAGUUUACCUUCAAUGUCAACGCGCCUGCUUUCAAACCUCGCAGUGCACAAGCUCAAAUAGCUCAGCAAGUCGGUCCUCCUCCAGGUGGACCAUCACAAGCCAUGAUGGGCGCAGUUCCUAUGGUACCGGCUGGAGUACCGAUUCAGACUGCCAUGCCACCACCUGGAAUGCUUCCCACUAUGCAGACUGGUCAACCACCUGUUUUAGUACAAUGGCAGGGAGCUCCGGGUCAGCAGGCAUAUCAAAUGCCUGGCUAUCAAUAUGUGGUAACUGGUGGUCAACCAGUGAGCAUGAUGCCAAGCCAGCCGAUGACAAUGGGUGGACCUCGUCCUGGUGGUCCGCCGGCAGUAGCAUUUCCGCAGGGUAGUCGACGACCAGUUAUGGUUCCACAUACAGCAGCCCAGUGGCAACCACAUGUGAUGCAAGUUGGCCAAGGAAUGGUUCCCUACGCCUACCAGUCCUUCUCCGUACAAGCCGGUGCAUCUGGUGGAGGAAGUGCUGGUGUUGUACCGCCACCGCCUCCCCAAGGGGGUUUUGGUGGCCCACAAGCUCCUCCUCCACAAAUGAUGCCCGGUACCCCACAGGCGGGAGCUCCCCCGCCGGGUAUAUACCCGCAACGUUUUGUCCCUGCACAGGGUUAUGUACUACCGCAAGCUGGUGUACAAGGACAAACUCGAUUCCCCACUCCACAGCAAACACCUCAUCAAGGGAUGGAAGCAGCCCAUUUCCAAGCUCAAGGAGCUCCAGGAUCCGCUGCUGCAUCAACUGGACCGAAUAGCCAGCCUCCUACUCCGGGUCCUUCGCCAGCACAGGUAAAUCCAUGCCUAUUCUCUCUUCUAGACUCUUUGACUUUACUUCGCAUGUAG